Phragmites australis (common reed) is the source of this 1410-nucleotide messenger RNA. RefSeq names its product cytosolic sulfotransferase 16-like. Bases 214 to 1233 code for a protein of 339 amino acids. Gene Ontology annotation, biological process: sulfation. NCBI's taxonomy places the organism in Eukaryota, Viridiplantae, Streptophyta, Magnoliopsida, Poales, Poaceae. The record is from RefSeq and is a predicted model, not a curated record. The transcript has a single exon. Gene Ontology annotation, molecular function: sulfotransferase activity. Gene Ontology annotation, cellular component: cytoplasm.
GUACCGUUAACUACAAUAAGUGAGACAUGUGACAGUGUCAUACGAUUUGCAAUCUCAAUCAGCUAGUUGCAUCUCUGUUCAAUGUGGACGGCAUCAGCCAUGUUCAUCGUGUGGAUAGCGACGGUGGAGUUCGUUGACUCCGUUCCGUAUGUGCCAAUUAUAAAGAUGCUAUUGCUGUGAAUUCCCAUGCCCAAACUCGAUAUCUGAGACGCCAUGUCUUCCUCUAUGCAAUCCUUUCCCUUGCAAGCCGAGAAACAAGCCGAAACCAACCCAGAACUCUACCAGUAUUUCGCCAGCUUGGUCUCCUCCUUGCCGAGCUCGAAAGGCUUGUCCAAUAACCAGCUCUACCGCCAUGACCAAGGUUGGCACUCCAGCUUCAUGCCCAUGGUUGGCUCCAUGGUCGCCGACGUGUGCUUCACCGCGCGCCCCUCGGACAUCGUCGUCGCCACCGUGCCCAAGUCCGGCACCACGUGGAUCAAAGCACUUCUGUACGCCACCGUGCACCGGAGCGAGCAGCCCGCGGACGCCGCCGACCACCCGUUCAACUCCUUCGGGCCCCAUGAGUGCAUCAAGUUCUUCGAGUACCAGCUCUACGCACACAAUAAGAUCCCCGAUCUCAACAAGCUCCCUGAUCCAAGGCUCUUCGCCACGCACGUCCCGUUCGUGUCGCUGCCGAGGACCGUGAUCGCGACAGGGUGCAAGAUCGUGUACGUGUGCCGGGACCCCAAGGACCACUUGAUCUCGCAGUGGGACUUUGCAAACAAGUUCAGGGCGAGGGACGGGCUGGAGCCUCUCUCGGUGGAGACCGCCGCCGAGAUUUUUUGCAACGGCUUGUCUCCGUUCGGGCCGUACUGGGACCACGUACUCGGGUACUGGCGUGCGCACUUGGCGCGCCCCAAGCAGGUGCUCUUCUUCAGGUACGAGGAGAUGCAGAGGGACCCUGCGGCGCACGUCCGGAGGUUGGCGGAGUUCAUGGGCCACCCAUUCGGUGUUGGGGAGGAGGAGGAUGGCGCAGUGGAAGCCAUCGUGAAACUGUGCUCGUUCGAGCACAUGAACGGACUAGAAGCGACCAAGGGCGGCAAGACAGAGCUUGCGGUCGGAACGGUGGCAAAUACUGCGUUCUUUCGGCGCGGCGUGGUGGGGGACUGGGCGAACCAUCUGUCCCCGGAGACGGCGGCGCGCAUCGACACCAUUACCGAGGCCAAGUUCAAGGAUUCCGGUCUCAGCGUCUAACUAGGGUGCAACAAUACUAUCACCGUGUAGUAUGUGAAGUUUCUUGUUCUACUACCUUCGUAAGGGUGUCCGGUUAUACCUUGUGUGUAUGCAACUAUUGCCCGAUACCGCUUGUCUGGAGCGAGCCCUGUACGUCUUGUUUAUGUAGCAUUGCAAUGCGAGACAGGAAUUUCCAUU